This is a messenger RNA of Tripterygium wilfordii, 1105 nucleotides long. Its product is annotated as glutathione S-transferase zeta class-like. Lineage: Eukaryota; Viridiplantae; Streptophyta; Magnoliopsida; Celastrales; Celastraceae. Gene Ontology annotation, cellular component: cytoplasm. Gene Ontology annotation, biological process: L-phenylalanine catabolic process; glutathione metabolic process. Gene Ontology annotation, molecular function: maleylacetoacetate isomerase activity; glutathione transferase activity. The record is from RefSeq and is a predicted model, not a curated record. Bases 226 to 885 code for a protein of 219 amino acids. The transcript has 10 exons.
GUCAGAUCGUGGGGCAGUUGUAUUUUACUAUUUUAUGAUGAUGAUAUGAUAUGGAUAUCUUCAUAAAACAUAUUUUUCACUCAAAAAUUGAUUAAAAAAAUAAUUUAAAUUAAUGCAUAAAAUUUGUCAUAUAGGGAGCCGUCUGUAACAAGAGUAGAAGACAAAGUGCAGGCGGGAUUGCUUCUCUGAAUCUGAUCGAGCUCUGCUCUGGUGGAGGCGGACGCCAUGUCAACGAGUAACCUGAAACUGUAUUCAUAUUGGAGGAGCUCUUGCUCAUGUCGGGUGCGAAUUGGCCUCAACUUGAAAGGACUCAGCUACGAUUAUGUUCCUGUCAACUUGGUCAAGGGAGAGCAGUUCAGUGAUGAGUUUACAAAGCUCAAUCCUAGUGGCUUUGUACCGGUGCUGGUUGAUGGUGACACCGUGGUUUCUGACUCAUUUGCCAUUCUAAUGUAUUUGGAAGAAAAAUAUCCUCAACACUCGUUGUUGCCGAGUGAUCCACAGAAAAGAGCUAUCAAUUACCAGGCUGCAAAUAUUGUUUCCUCGAGCAUACAGCCUUUUCAAAAUCUGAUUACCCUGAAGUACAUACGGGAAAAAAUAGGUCCAGCUGAGGAACAUAACUGGGUCAAGUAUAAUCUUGAGAGAGGUUUUACUGCACUGGAGAAGCUUCUAAAAGACUAUGCUGGAAGGUAUGCCACUGGAGAUGAAGCUUACUUGGCAGAUUUGUUUUUAGCACCCCAGAUUCAUGGAGCGCUCAAUAGGUUUAAGCUUGACUUGUCUCAGUUCCCACUACUACUAAGGUUAUAUGAGGCAUAUGGUGAGAACCAAGCAUUUCAAGAUGCUAUGCCAGAGAAGCAGCCAGACGCUCCUCCUUCAAGCACUACAUAAAUGAAUGGUCCGACUCUGAGUAGGUAUUUGGUUACAUUGCAGAAUCAAAGCCCGUCAUUUUGCAGUCUAUGCCUCGAUGCUUGGAAUAAAAAGCUUGUUCUUACCAUGAUGCUAAAAUCUUAUUGUUUUUAUUGUAUAAAUGGAGGUCUCUGUAUGAUGGAGCUACAAUAUAAAACUGCAUUGCAAUAAAGGGUUAGGUUGAUGUGCCAUCUUAUGAGCA